UCUGGGGCUAAGCAUGUGUUUCAGUUUCCAAUAAGUUUCGUUCAUUUGAAUUCCAUAGAUCCUUAAUGAAGUGAACUAAAUGAAAGAUGAAGAACGAGUUCACAAAAUGAAUUUCAGCAAGACCAUGGUGACUGGCUCUAAGAAAGAUGUCAGAUUGUUGUUGCUUCUUAUCUGUUGUGUCAUGUGGUGUUUUUCUCAGUUUUCUAGAACCGAAGCAUCUGAAUUAGGUCAGAAAUUUAUAGGAACAGCAUGUUCAUCAGAUAGAGAUUGUAUGGCUCUCUACAUUACUUGUUCUAAUGGAGUAUGCAGCUGCGACCCAACUUUUACCUCUAGCAAGAUUCCCUAUUUUAUUGUUGCUGCGUGUAAAGAAGACAGGAAACUUGGAGACUUGUGCUCCUCAGACGAAGAAUGUAAAACACCACAUUCCCACUGUUCUGUUGGCAAUUGUGAAUGUGACUCUGGUUACAUCAAAGAACUUCGAGUUGGAGAGAAUGUUUGUGCAAAAUAUGAGGGUAAAAAUAAUGAUGUCAGAGUUUUGGAAACAAGGAACUCUCCUACAUAUGAACACAUGAAGUUUGAAUUAUCAAAAUGGCCACUGGUUGCUGCGAUCGUGGUUGUUCUGUUAAUCUUAACCCUGUGUAUAUACUUUUGUUUUCGACGAUGUAAAAGUGACCAACAACAGGGACCCCAACAACAACAACAACAGGCUCAGUCAUCAGCCAAUUAUCAGAGUUGUCCCCAAGCUAGUGGACCACCAGUAGUGACAGGUGCUCUUUCUCAGCAGAUGAAUUAUCUUCCAUACCCUUUAGCAUCAGGAUAUGGAGGAGGACCUCCCUCAACAAGUGGUCUUGGAGGCUCAUUUCCUGUUGGUGGAUAUGUUGCAUACCCUCCCUCUGGCACACACUGCUAUUAUGGCACUCCUCGACCAGGGGGAUACCAAGGGUAUCCACCAGUGCUCGGAUAUCCAGGCUAUAGCAGCAAUUCCCAGACAGAGCAAUAUCAAGGGUAUCCUCCAGUCUCAGGACCUCCAGUGUAUGGUAACCCUCCUCAAAUGGCUAAUUACAUGUGCCCACCUUAUGCUACACACUCUGCUGGAUUUUCUGAGUGCUUUCAACCAGCUGUACCUUUCCCUGUCUCAGGCGCAAGCUACCCACCACCUACAGCUUUCACCACAUCUCCUGUUCAUCCUUCGGCACCUCCUGACAAUGGAGAAAACAGACAGGAUUCACCACCACUUUAUUGUGCAUCUCAAGGCCUUCAGGAGGUUCAGCCAAAGUGAGAUAAUUCCAUGAAACAUCAGUUUGGACUCCUUUAUUAUACCACCCAGAGGACAGAGAGUAUAGGACAUUUGAUGAGAACAGCACAUACAUUGUGGAUACUUGUAGAUUCUAUGUGCACCAAAUAACCCCAUCCUUGCUCAUGUUUCCAGGCUUUCUUGUUUGAGUGGACCUUUAGUACUCAGAGUUCUUGACAUUUAUAGGACUUUCAAUAAGUGUUCAUUGUUUUGAACACUUUCACUAUUUCUAAGAAUUAAGGAUUUUAAGAUUUUUCAGAGCUGUUAGCAACUAUUAUAGGUUUUGAAUACUUCUUAAAUAUUAUGUUCGUCACCAGAGUUUUUAAAUAUUUUAAAAAUCAUUAAGCUUGAUGUGUAGGUAUGAAAUAGCCUCAUUAUAAAAUGAAAUCUGAUUUUGUUUCAUUUUUAUUUGAAAAUACAGUGGUUACCUCAGAAGCAAAUUUUGUCAUUAUAUCAUAAUCCAGGCCUCGACAAAUUUUGGGCACCAGAUCGCCAUGGUGACUAAAAAUUUCAUCUUGGUGCGUAGUAUUGUCUCCCAUUUUAUUUGUGCAUAGAGCUGUGCUAAAUAAAACUCAAAUCUAGAAUGGUUCUGGACUCUUGGAAGUCUGGAACUAUUUUUGCAUUUCUUGAGUCCUAAAUCAAAUUUUGUUUCUAGGAUUUUAGUGGUGGAUUCAGCACUUCUUCAUGUUUUUACAGGAAUGAAGUGCUGAGGUUGCACAACAUGAUACUAAUUUUGCAUCAUUUUGUUUUUCUUCUUUCUCUCAAUUCAACCAAUCAGUGCAUGUGUUUAGACUCAGACGGGACCAAAGGCAGUUAGUUCAGGCAAUACUAUGAAGUGGUUGUUGAUAUCGUGAUCAUUAGCAUGCACACAUUGCUGUGAAAGUAAACAAAUAUACGUAGCCCCCAUUUCCUGGUACAAACAGUUGUGAAGUUAGGUUAGGCACACCUAGCUCCUGAGUUUUUGGGGUAGCUCCUAGAUCUGAAAUAUUUGUCGAGGCCUGUCAUAAUCAGUUUCACACCUUAUAAGUGAAUUAAAGAUAGUUAUAUUCUUGCUUCAGGUAUUUGCUGUAAUUGGUAAAAUAAAUGAAUAUUUUCCUGAGUUAAACUAAUACAUUUACACUGAUGAAUCAAUUUUCUGAAAAUGUAGCUACCAAUUAAAUGAACUAUUUAUUUUAUAUGUUUGAAAUAAAAGAAAAAUUGUUCUUUUUACAAUGUAUCCAAACUCUUUUUGUAUAGAAACCUUGGCUUUUAAUUUUCUUUAAAAGUAAAGAUUGGGAAAAGUGCAAUAAAUUCAUGUAUUUUUUUUUUUUUGUGUAAAGUAAAAAUUUGUAUCUAUAAACCCAAGUAAUUUUUCUGAAGUUUUUUUUUUUUUAUCAUUGCAACUUUUUGAGAUUCCAAAAACCUGUACUUUUCAUUUGAAGUUUCAUAACUUGUGGGUAGAAAAUUAAUAAUAUUGUUUAUCGAAACAGAAAAAUCUUACUUGCAUAUUAAUCAUAUGUUGAUAGAAUACUCAUAUAUAGACUACAAAAUGUAUGUAUACUUUUUUUUCUCUUGGAAAAUUCUUCUUUAUUUUAAAAUUGAAAAGAAUUGCUUAGUGCUACGUAUACCUUAGAUAUGUUGUGCUUUUAUUGAAAGAUGUAUUUGUUAUAUUGUGGUGAUAGUUUUUUUCUUGUUUGUUUGUAAAUAUGACCCACAUUAGAAAUUAUAAGUUAUGGAAAGGAUGUGUGUGUCCACAUAAAGCCAAUAAUUAAUUUCCCUAUAUAUAUAUAUGAUUGUAAGAAAUCAUAUAUGUUACUUUACCUCCAAUUGAGCCUUCCGAAGAUGUAUAUUAACUACCUGUGUUGAUGUGUUUGUAUAUUAUGUUUAGUUUCUUGGGAAUCUUGCAGUAGCCAUUCUUGGUACAAAUCACAAACUUAAUAAAUAUUAUUUUUUUUUUAUAAAUUAAUGUCCAGGAAAAAAAAGCACAAAAAAUUAGCAUUUUGAUGCAUACUUUAGCUUGUAUUGUGGUUGUCAAUAAAGUUACAUAUUAAUUGGUCUGUAAAUUCUGGAUUAGACCAAUGUUUCUACUAGUGACCAUCCUGGGGUAUUAUACACCAACAAUCUUCCUUUCGAUGUUGAGAAUUUAAUGUGUGGAAGUUCCUAGGACAUCUGUGCUUCGAUUCCAUAUGCCCAUAGGCCUAAAAAAUACAACAUUGUUUCCAUUUUCUAAUUAAUCUUAUUUUGUUACUGUGACCCUUAAAAAAUGUUUCUUAAUUUUAGUAACUAAGAUUUUGACAACUGCCUUUUAAAUCCUGGUAAUUCACUUGUAAUGGUCACGAGUAAACUGCACCCUUCACUGGUCAAUUUCUACCAUCAGCAUAGUGACAAAUUAUAUGUUUGUUUGGCUAUUGUCAUAACUCUUGGAAAUAUUUGGUAUACAUUGGUACUAUUCAUAAUACUUCUUAGGCAUGUCCCAAGCCACAUUACUCUCACACACACACAGACAAGAAAAGCAAUAAAUAGAGGCUCAGUCCAAAUGACCUAGUUUGGAAUGUGCAGUGUGACAAAGUUGCAUGGUUACAACAACAUUUAUCAUCCAAUAUAGUAUUUUGAGACCUUCAAGUUUUUGAAUGGGACUUCCAAAAUUGAUGUGCUAGAAGUUCUGGACUUUCUGCUGUUGCAAAUUAGUGGAAAAACUGUGUUACACUGAAACCACUCGAUUCUCCGAAUAAAAUUACAUUUUCAUUUCCAUAUUUAAGAACAUAUUAUGUGUAAUGGUACACACUGUUCUUAUUGCUUUAAAAUGCAAUAAAAAAUUGCAUUUUCUGCAAUAAAAAACUUACCAACACAUUAUUUAGUACACUAACAUUUAACUUCAUAUCUUGUAUUAAACUUUCAACUAGAAUAAAAUAAAAACAUGCUGUGUCUUGUUCUAUGUUAUACCAUACACUAGACCGAAUCUUUGCAUUUCUUCUCAUUCCAACUUAUUUGUUGAAAAAGAGGAUUACAAAUUGUGUAGAUAAAAAAGAAAAAAUCAAAUAUGCUGUUAGGUGUUUAUUAGGAAAGAAAGAUGAAUUUGGAAGUCUACUCAAAACAUGAAAUCAAAGAACUGAAAGAUGUUUUGUAGAGCAUUGGUAGCCUCCCAUUGGUUCAGCAGUAUGUCUAAGGGCUCACAUCACUAAAAAACAGGUUUCAAUACUCAUGGUAGGCACAGCCAGGUCUGCCGACAGGAAAGGGGAAGGCAACUGGCCAUUAGCCCAGGCAAAUGAAAUCUAGUUAUGCCAUAAAGCCCACAAACCAACUUUAGGCUAUAUCUUCAUUUAAUCUUAAAAAAGCAUAGUUUUUGGCUUUUCUUUACAUAUAGACACUUGAUACA
Messenger RNA from Limulus polyphemus (Atlantic horseshoe crab), 4649 nucleotides. RefSeq lists its product as uncharacterized. NCBI's taxonomy places the organism in Eukaryota, Metazoa, Arthropoda, Merostomata, Xiphosura, Limulidae. The coding region runs from base 80 to 1279 and encodes 399 amino acids. The transcript has 8 exons. The record is from RefSeq and is a predicted model, not a curated record.